Molecule: messenger RNA, 1719 nt
Organism: Mycetomoellerius zeteki
Lineage: Eukaryota; Metazoa; Arthropoda; Insecta; Hymenoptera; Formicidae
Product: cysteine and histidine-rich protein 1 homolog
Cellular component (GO): nucleus
Molecular function (GO): zinc ion binding
Source: RefSeq, a predicted model, not a curated record
GAUUGGAAAGUGUACGGAAGGGAGGUCGAGGAUUACGACAUCUUGAAACCUGCACAAUUAAGGGAAAACUCCAAAACAAGCAACAUGGCGGACCCGAGCAACGAGCCCGCAUCGUCGAGCGGCGUCGCGGAGCAGGUAGCCGCCGUUGUCGCGGCCCCGCUGCGCGAGGAACACGACAAGCCCGAGGACUUCCACGAGCCUGACAAGAAGCGGCGCAGGACAAUUCGCGCCGAGGACGCCGCAAAAACGGAGCAGAAGCUGGAGCACCGUCUGGGCGGCAUCCUCUGCUGCGCAGUAUGCCUCGAUUUGCCUCGCGCGGCCGUCUAUCAGUGUGCUAAUGGACACUUGAUGUGUGCUGGUUGCUUCACUCAUGUCCUCGCAGAUGCCAGGCUUCGGGACGAGAUGGCAACAUGUCCCAACUGCAGAAUCGAAAUCAGCAAAACCACCGCGUCACGAAAUCUGGCAGUAGAAAAAGCCGUGUCUGAGUUACCAGCUGAAUGUCAAUAUUGCGCGAAGGAGUUCCCACGAAAUUCCUUAGAACACCAUGAGGAGGCUAUGUGCGAGGAAAGGAUAUCUAGUUGCAAAUAUAGUAGAAUCGGUUGUCCGUGGCGAGGCCCGAAUCACGAGAUUCCGGAACAUGAAAGUCACUGCGUUCAUCCUCAUCGUACGGGUGCGGACGUGAUGGAGGCUUUGCGUGAGAUCGAUGCUCGUACCUUAGAAGAACGUAGGCUCUAUGACAAUGUCUUUGAUCUUUUGUCCUACGAGAAAAUCACGUUUAACGAUUUACAGAUGAAGCCAUAUCGCACUGAUGAAUUUAUUCAUAAAUUAUUUUAUGAAACCUCUCGAUUUGGCGCUUUCAACAAUCAGUGGGUAGUAAAAGCCAGAAUCAACAGUAAUCAACGCGAUCCUACUCAAAGUUCAGAGCGAGACAUAACUUACCAACUGAUACUAAAGACAAAAACUACUUAUCCGCUACCAGUUUAUUACUUGAUCUUGAAAGGCCCGUUUGGCGAUAUGAAGGUUCAUCCGAGAAUUCACAGAUUCGAAUUUACCGAGCAAGAAAACGAGAGUCCGUAUUUUACGUUACCGCUACCGGACACGGCGGAGUGUAAUAGACUUCUUGCAGCUAAAGCCAUCAGUUUUAGACUAAUAAUGUUCCUGGCGUCUAAGUAGCUUACAACGAUGUAUCUAUUGUCAAGAUUUUGUCACAAAUGGAUUCGAUCGACGAGAUCUUCUAGACGUAAUGACAAAUAACAAUUAUAGAGAUCACAGAGAUUUAUAAUCGUUUACAGUAGCGAGAGGGAGAGAUAUUGAUCAUGGUAAUGAUAAUGAUGAUGAAAAGAGAAGAAAAUGCUAAUAUCACUGUAAUGUUUAAAAAUACAUGUUGAGUAUGUUGACGAAGAUAAAUAUAUAUAAAAUUAAUACAAUGUGACAUACAUAAAAAGCACGGUAAUACAUAUAAGUAUUUGAGAAAUUAGGUUGAAUUGCUUUAUAUUUCCCUUUUACAUCAAACUUUUACAUUAAAAAAAAAGAACAAACUAAAGAUUAGAGAGUAGUUUAUGUAGAUUAUUCUUAGAUGAUAAAUUAUUGUAAUAUUGUACGUACCAAUUGUGCAAUGUGCUUAUACCCCGAGGUUAAAAGCUAAAUGAUCAGUAUCUUAGAUAAUUAAUUUAAUAUACAUACCCCUGUCCAUGAAGAGCCUAUUGUUUUUCUUUUAUU